Trichomycterus rosablanca is the source of this 792-nucleotide messenger RNA. RefSeq names its product endothelin converting enzyme 2a (gene ece2a). The transcript is spliced from 3 exons. Gene Ontology annotation, molecular function: S-adenosylmethionine-dependent methyltransferase activity. The record is from RefSeq and is a predicted model, not a curated record. The coding region runs from base 27 to 758 and encodes 243 amino acids. NCBI's taxonomy places the organism in Eukaryota, Metazoa, Chordata, Actinopteri, Siluriformes, Trichomycteridae.
GUUGUAUUUAUUUAUUUGGGAGAAGAAUGGACUAUUUACCGGACUGUAAUAACAGAUAUAAAGAUGUGGAGUACUGGAAUGAUCGCUACAAAACCGAGGAGAGUUUUGAGUGGUUCGGCGAUUUCUCUAAAUUCCGACACCUCCUGGUCCAGUAUAUAAAGAAGGAGGAUCGCAUUCUGAUCCUGGGUUGUGGGAACAGCGCUUUGAGUGUGGACAUGUACCAGGCUGGCCACACUCACAUCACCAACAUGGACUACUCCAGUGUGUGUGUGGAGAACAUGGCUCAGCGCCACGCUGACUGCACGGGCAUGAGCUGGGUGUGCAUGGAUGCCCGUCACCUGGCAUUUCCUGACUCGUCUUUUGAUGUAGUAAUGGAAAAGGGCACGCUCGAUGCUAUGCUUGUGGAGGAGAGAGACCCGUGGAACGUCUCAGAAGCCAGCUCUCACCUACUACACCAGGUGCUUACAGAGAUCAGUCGUGUCCUGAAGCCCGGAGGUCGUUUUGUGUCGUUGACCUUUGCGCAGCCACAUUUCCGCAAGAGACUGUACGCUUGCACAGAAUACGACUGGUCCAUCAACCACUACCACUACGGAGACGGCUUCCAUUAUUACUUCUACGUUCUUACCAAAGGGGAAAAACUUAGUCCAGAGGACACAGCACUGGAAAGGAAAGUGCACUUACAAGCAGAUCCCGAACCCACUGCUGUUACAUUUCAGGAAGUCGAAAAUGAGGACUUUAUUAAUAAUAUUAACCUGUAAAGACUGCUGUUGUUUAAAGAAGCAUAAAAUAUUU